Messenger RNA from Eurypyga helias (sunbittern), 2467 nucleotides. RefSeq names its product TBC1 domain family member 1-like. The record is from RefSeq and is a predicted model, not a curated record. The annotation marks the transcript as partial. The transcript has 15 exons. NCBI's taxonomy places the organism in Eukaryota, Metazoa, Chordata, Aves, Eurypygiformes, Eurypygidae.
GUGCCUGAGAUUAUAAGCUCUAUUCGACAAGCUGGAAAAAUUGCUCGUCAAGAAGAGUUUCAGAAUAAUCUCUCUGACGUCGAAGACCCUUUUGCCAAAAAGUUUGAGGUGCUGUUCUGUGGACGGGUGACAGUAGCACACAAAAACGCACCUCCAGCGCUCAUAGAUGAAUGCAUUGAGAAAUUUAAUCAUGCAAGCUGUACAAAAAAGUCAGAUUUCAACACAUUGUCCCAACAACAUGAAACUGCCAAUAACUUCGGAGGCUUCUCUUUCAGCAGCAAAUUUCGAUCUGUUUUCCAGCCCCUGGUCAGUGAAGAGGAGGAGAAAAGGCCAAUUAGAAAAUCCUUUUCUCAGCCUGGCCUUCGUUCCUUUGCUUUUAAGAAGGAUUUUCAAGAGGGAAACCACAGGAGUAACAGCUUUAUCAGGUCUUUUGAAGAAGAUGCAAUUUCACUGAACCUAAAAAGUCAACUUAUCUAUGGACACAGUGUUGUGCAGCCAACAGACAUGGCAGAAAACCGGACGAUGUUGUUUACGAUUGGCCAGUCUGAAGUUUACCUUAUCAGUCCUGACACAAAAAAAGUAGCAAUUGAAAAAAGCUUUAAGGAAAUAUCCUUUUGUUCUCAGGGAAUUAGACACGUGGAUCACUUUGGGUUCAUCUGCAGAGAGUCUUCAGAAAAUGGAGGCUUCCACUUUGUUUGCUAUGUGUUUCAGUGUACAGAUGAAGCACUGGUGGAUGAAAUCAUGAUGACAUUGAAACAGGCUUUCACAGUAGCUGCUGUGCAACAGACUUCCAAGGCACAGCCCCAGCUCUGUGAAGGGUGUCCUAUGCAAAGCUUGCAUAAACUCUGUGAAAAGAUAGAAGGGUUACACCCUUCUAAGACUAAACUAGAACUACAAAAGCAUCUAACAACACUAAAUGGCCAGGAGCAAGCAUCUGUUUUUGAAGAGGUUAAGAAAUUAAGACCAAGAAAUGAUCAAAAAGAGAAUGAGUUGGUUAUCUCUGUUUUGAGAAACAUGUAUGAAGAGAAACAGAAGGACCAUGUCCAUGUUGGAGAAGCCAAACAGAGCUCACAGCCCCCUGCUGAGAAUGCUGUAAAUGAGGUGCCCAGCAGUGCUCCAAGAUUCAGAUUAGAUAUGUUAAAGAACAAAGCAAAAAGAUCUUUGACAGAAUCAUUUGAAAGUAUUUUAUCACGUGGCAGUAAAGCCAGGGGUCCACUGGACAGUUCUGGUGCUGUGGAUUUGGACAGCCCCGCGGCCAGUACCUUGAGUAGCACAAGUAAAGAACCACCAUUGUGUGAAAAGGAGAAAGACAGGCUUGCUGCACUUCCUACAGAAAACGCUGUCGAGACUAGUGGAUCAGCGGGUGAUCUCUCCAGUGACGCAGAUGACUCUGCUAUUGAGCAGUCUGUUACGUUACCUCAGCAAAGCUUUCGGAGGCGAGCAAACACACUAAGUCAUUUGCCAACAGAAAGCCAGGAAUCUCUGGUACCUGCCGAAACAUCGCCAUCUGUUCCCCAGAGGAAACUUAUGAGGUAUCACUCAGUGAGCACAGAGACUCCUCACAAGAGAAAUUCUUCUGGUCAACUUGCGUGUUCUCCUACUCUAGCUCGUCUUAAUCCCUCGGCCUCUUCACCCAACUUCUUUAAAUAUCUAAGGCAUAAUUCAAGUGGAGAACAAAGUGGGCAUUUUGCACAAAAGAGCAUCUCCUACCGUACUGCCUUAAGGAAAAAGCUUCAUUCUUCUUCUUCUGUGCCAAAUUUCUUAAAAUUUCUGGCUCCUGUAGAUGAAAAUAACACCUCUGACUUUAGGAGCACAACAAGCGACUAUGAAUCCAAACACAGCCAGCAGGCCAUUGGUGCGGACAGCCCUGUAAGGACUCGACGGCAUUCGUGGAGGCAACAGAUAUUCCUGCGAGUGGCGACCCCUCAGAAAGCGUGUGAUUCUCCCAGCCGAUAUGACGAUUACUCUGAAUUGGGAGAACUUCCACCGAGAUCCCCAUUGGAACCAGUGUGUGAAGAUGGCCCCUUUGGGCCAGUGAAAGAAGAAAGGAAACGGACGCCCCGUGAGCUUCGCGAGUUGUGGAAGAAAGCCAUUAUUCAGCAGAUACUGCUCCUCAGAAUGGAGAAAGAAAACCAGAAGUUACAAGCUUCAGAAAACAAUCUGCAGAACAGACGUCUGAAACUUGACUAUGAAGAAAUCACACCAUGCUUAAAAGAUGUAACUUUGAUAUGGGAAAAAAUGCUGAGUACACCUGGAAGGGCAAAGAUUAAAUUUGAUGUGGAAAAAAUACACUCCGCUGUUGGUCAAGGGGUACCACGUCACCACCGUGGGGAGAUCUGGAAGUUUCUAGCAGAGCAAUACCAUCUUAAACAUCAGUUUCCGUGUAAACAGCAACCAAAGGACACACCUUAUAAAGAACUCCUAAAACAACUCACUUCCCAGCAACACGCAAUUCUUAUUGACCUAG